GGUUUCCAUUUGCCUACUUCCACAAAUCGCCGCCGAAAGAUAUUCCUUUCUUUACAUCAUCUAUUAGCCAAUCAUGUCAACUUCACAGUCUUCAACUCUGAAAAUUGGCAUUGUUGGAUUCGGUUCCUUUGGCCAAUUUCUUGCUAAGACUAUGAUCAAACAAGGUCACAAUCUAACAGCAACUUCUCGAACUGAUUACUCUAACUCAUGCCUCCAAUUAGGCAUCCAAUUUUUCAGGGAUGUUAGAAUGUUCAUUGAGGCCAACAACGAUGUCAUACUCAUAUGCACAUCUAUUCUGUCUUUUUCGGAGGUUCUUAGGUCUAUGCCGCUAGCUUGUCUUAAGCGACAAACAACACUAUUUGUUGAUGUUCUUUCAGUCAAAGAGCACCCAAGAGACCUAUUAUUACAGGUACUGCCAGAGGAGUCAGAUAUACUCUGCACUCACCCAAUGUUUGGACCAGAUAGUGGAAAAAAUGGGUGGAAAGAUCUCACUUUCAUGUAUGAUAAAGUUAGAAUACGUGAUGAAGCUACCUGCUCUAGUUUCCUCCAUAUUUUUGCUGAGGAGGGUUGUAAGAUGCUACAAAUGUCAUGCGAGGAACAUGAUAAAAUAGCUGCAAAGAGUCAAUUUAUCACACACACAAUAGGCAGGACAUUGGCAGAAAUGAAUAUUGAGUCAACAACUAUUGAUACAAAGGGCUUUCAGACACUUACUCAACUGAAGGAAACCACCAUGAGAGAUAGUUUUGAUCUGUAUAGUGGACUAUUUAUACAUAACAGAUUCGCUACGCAAGAGCUGGAAAACCUCCAACAUGCCUUGCACAAAGUUAAGGAGAUGCUGGUUCAAAGGAUGAGUGAGGAGCUGGGUCCAGAAGAAGACUGAAUAUUGAUGUAUAAUCUUGUUUACAAUGUUCAUUCAUAAAAUAUGUUUUAUCAUUUUCCUUUCUCAGCCAAUGAGCAAAAUAUCUACAAUAUUUUCAAAAUCAGCAAUUGCUGAUCGUAAUGGAUUGUUAGAGAGGUAGGUGUGUAUGUGUCAGCUAUGGUGUGGCCUGCACAUAGUAUUUAUCUCCAACAUCAUUCUGUCCAGAAUUUAGAACUUGACUUGAUGGAAUAAUACAACUUAUUUUGGUAACUGAAUAAUACAACUUUUUCCUAGGCAA
This is a messenger RNA of Cicer arietinum (chickpea), 1157 nucleotides long. RefSeq names its product arogenate dehydrogenase 1, chloroplastic-like. The record is from RefSeq and is a predicted model, not a curated record. NCBI's taxonomy places the organism in Eukaryota, Viridiplantae, Streptophyta, Magnoliopsida, Fabales, Fabaceae. Gene Ontology annotation, biological process: L-tyrosine biosynthetic process. Gene Ontology annotation, molecular function: prephenate dehydrogenase (NAD+) activity; NAD+ binding; arogenate dehydrogenase (NADP+) activity.